AUGGACGGCGACGACGACAACAACAACAACAUUAUUAACAACAACAACGAAAACCACAACAACAACGACGACAACGGCGACGACGACGACAACGGCGAUGACGACGACAAUGGCGACGACGACGACGACAACGGCGACGACGACGACGACAACGGCAACGACGACGACAAUGGCGACGACGACGACAACGGCGAUGACGACGACAAUGGCGACGACGACGACGACAACGGCGACGACGACGACAACGGCAACGACGACGACAAUGGCGACGACGACAACGGCGACGACGACGACACUGUACAUCUCAUCCACGAAGGCUGUAACAGAUCACAGGAGAGUGAGAGCAGCAGGUUACCAGGCCCAAUAAAGGCACCAGUCCCUCAAGAAGGCACAGUCAAAAGGUUCAUCCAGGAUUAUAAAGAGAAGUAUCUUGAAACCUCCCAAUUGAAACAGCUCAAGUCAAAGGUAAGAGGAAGUGCAUAA
Messenger RNA from Scylla paramamosain (green mud crab), 483 nucleotides. RefSeq names its product prostatic spermine-binding protein-like. Lineage: Eukaryota; Metazoa; Arthropoda; Malacostraca; Decapoda; Portunidae. The transcript has 4 exons. The coding region runs from base 1 to 483 and encodes 160 amino acids. The record is from RefSeq and is a predicted model, not a curated record.